Messenger RNA from Sabethes cyaneus, 394 nucleotides. Its product is annotated as reactive oxygen species modulator 1. Lineage: Eukaryota; Metazoa; Arthropoda; Insecta; Diptera; Culicidae. Gene Ontology annotation, biological process: protein import into mitochondrial matrix; protein insertion into mitochondrial inner membrane. Bases 112 to 357 code for a protein of 81 amino acids. Gene Ontology annotation, cellular component: TIM23 mitochondrial import inner membrane translocase complex. The record is from RefSeq and is a predicted model, not a curated record. The transcript has 2 exons.
AUUACGUGAUACAAAAUUUGAUAUCGGCAGCACGCCGCGGUUUUGAAAGCGCAUUACGAACUGCAAACGAUAUUGUUCUGUUUCCUACGGAAUACUGAAAGUUUCACAAAAAUGCCCGCAGUUCCCGGAAGUGUUUACGGCCAAAACCAGCAACCAUCGUGUUUCGAUCGCAUGAAAACUGGUUUCACCAUUGGAUUCUGUGUGGGGAUGGCUAGCGGUGCAUUAUUUGGAGGAUUCUCUGCAUUAAGAUACGGUCUGCGUGGUCGCGAAUUAAUCAACAACGUUGGAAAAGUAAUGAUUCAAGGAGGAGGCACAUUUGGCACUUUUAUGGCAAUUGGUACUGGAAUUCGAUGUUAAUAAUCUGGCAGUUCACAAAAUGUAUGUAAUAAAGGGU